Messenger RNA from Aspergillus fijiensis CBS 313.89, 615 nucleotides. RefSeq names its product cupin domain-containing protein. The record is from RefSeq and is a predicted model, not a curated record. Bases 1 to 615 code for a protein of 204 amino acids. The transcript has 5 exons. Lineage: Eukaryota; Fungi; Ascomycota; Eurotiomycetes; Eurotiales; Aspergillaceae.
AUGUGCUUGGAGAACUAUUGUUCUGCAUGUGAAUGGAUCACCUAUCAUGUAUAUUCCGAGGUUUCAUCUCUGCAGCAGCCCAACAAUGCAAGUCGCCCCGAGCUCUACCUGAUCCCCCCUACCAAACACUCUCCCAACUCUCCCUUUCCCGUUAUCGUCUUUCGCGGCGCCCUUCUUGAUCGUACUCCAACCGGUGCCUUGGAAGCCAUAGAGCUAUCUGAAUGGGCCCACGGUGGUCAUUGGAAAAUUGGUGGCGAGAAGGUCGCCACCACACCUCAUUAUCACGGCACGACCCACGAAGCCUACACCGUUCUCCAGGGAAAUGAGAAGAGGAACUCCGUGGGCGUGAAGUUUGUCGCGAAAGCAGGUGAUGUCUUUGUCUUUCCGGCUGGAGUCACGCACUACGUGACUGAGACGGAGGACGACUAUGAAAUCAUCGGGUUCUAUUCCUUGAACGACCGAAACUCCAGCGAGAGCCCGUAUAAUAUGGAGUAUGCCUUAGACUCGAUUGAGAAGACCGAUGAAAAGCGGCAGAUGUGCAGGCAAGUGCCUGUUCCGGCCCACGAUCCGAUCUACGGUACGGAAGGGAUUCCGAGAAUCUGGCGAGAGGAGUGA